UGUCAUGAUAUUCUGAUUGUUCUUAUAGGACAUUUAAUGGGGAAAAAAAGCACCGGAGAUUUCCCCUAUGUUUAUGAAGAAGAAAAUAAGAUCCCAUUUUCAGCAUUACCUGAAAAUGCCAAGCAGUUGGGAGAUUACCUGCAAUGGGAAGAAACAUUGAAGAAUUUGCUACGGCUGUUGGAAGGGAAUGAAAACAGAAGUGCUCAGAUCCUAAGGGAAGAGCUUCCAUGGUAUACCAAGAACACUUGGGAGACAGAUGAUGACAGCAGCUUGAAAGAUAUGAUGGAGUAUCUGCUUCAAGUUAUGAAUAUGAAAGAAAGCACUCCAAGUUGAAGCGACAAUCUUCCAACCUCGAAGAAAUAGAAUAGUAUCCUUAAGAGACUUAUGUUUCACAAACACUUAAUUGUAACAGAUAAUCAACAAGGUUUCUUUUGUGUAAACAAGAUUACUUUUGUGUAAAAUACUUAAACACUUGUAUUCUUGUAUGUUACUGCAUUGACUAAACUCUUCUCUUUUUUUCCCCUCCAAGCUGCAUUUUCUCCUUUUCACUGCUUUGAUGUAAAUAAUUGUCCAGGAAGGAUCUUCCAGUUAUCUGACUUCCCUCUCUAACCAGUUCAUCCGUAGGUUAAAACUACAUGACAUUUCAACAGUCACAAUAAAUAAUAACGAAGGCCAAUUUUCUGCUUUUAUCUGAGUUACAGAACUCCCACUGGCUGUGCUACAGACAGUAACAAAUAAGCAAUGGGGAAAUUCAUUACUUAUAAGACAAGAUCCACAGCUGUAUAAAUUAACUGAAUCCCAUGGAGCUAUACUGAUUUAUACCAGUCAGGAUCUGUCCAUCUGUUUCAUUGACCCUAAGGCUCCGUCUACACUGUCAGGUUUUUGCGGAAGAGAAAAUGCAAAUGAAGUGCUCAUUAGCAUUUCUCGCACUCUCAUUUGCAUAGUCUUUUUCGAUCCUUUUUG
Pelodiscus sinensis (Chinese soft-shelled turtle) is the source of this 963-nucleotide messenger RNA. The record is from RefSeq and is a predicted model, not a curated record. NCBI's taxonomy places the organism in Eukaryota, Metazoa, Chordata, Testudines, Trionychidae.